AUGGUGCAGAAAUCGAGACCGAUAGAAUUCAACAAGUCACAAUGUGCGCUAUCACUAAAACUGAAUGCUACUUGUCGUCUUGAGGAUUGUUCUCAAUGGUUUUUGAGGGUGAAGCAUUUCGACACAUUAACUGCCAGCAGCAACGAACCUUAUUGUCAGGCUCUUUCUACCUAUCUGCACUGCCUCAACGACACAACACUGGCAUGUCGUGGAAAUCUACAGUUCUACACGAAUCUCUUUGCGAUGCGCAAGCAGUUUCGAGAGUUCAAUUGUGCCUUCUACAAGCCACGGCUAGCCGCCAAUAGAUGCAACUUUUUGCCGAAGUCACCACUUUCACGAAUGAGAAUGUGCUCGUUAUUCGGCGAUCCUCAUUUGCAGAGAUUCGAUGGCACCAUGCAGUCGUGCACGGAGGAAGGAGCUCGUCCACUCGUAGAUAAUCGGCAUUUUCUGAUUCAAGUGACCAACGCGAACAUCCGUAACGAGCCACACACGACGGCAGUUAGCAAGGUUACGGUACUCAUUCGUAGUCACAAUUGCACCCGUUCGCUGCACUACGAGGCAUCGUCGGACGAGGAAACGUUGCCGAUUUCGUUCAUCGACGGUGUCACGCACUAUAACGUCGACGACCGUCGCACCACCGUUGAAAUUCGUGCAAAUGGAGACUACGUCGAGAUUGCCAUGCAUCAUAUUCACUCCAGUGUACACAUCAGAAGACGAGGACCAAUCCUUGUAGCUCGGAAAACUAAUUUACCACAAAUCUUUGUGCUAUUGAGUACGCGUUUUGUUCCUACGAACACACUGUUCAUUCAGCUUGCAAAAAUCAUUUCACAGUUUCAGCGUUCAUCACCAUCUUCCGAAAGUCUGUGCACUACUGGUUGUCGAAAUCGAUCGAUUAUUGCGAUCGAUAGAGCUCUGGCUGCUUCUAAUCAAUUCGCUAAGUGCUACUCUCGAAAAUUACAUGUCCCUAUCAAAUUAGCGAUUGAUCGCUGCCGAUCUGUUCAAGUUACCGAUCAAUAUUUUGAUGCGUGCGUCUUUGAUCUAAUGCUCACAGAACUGACGUGCAUUCUUGAUCCAGGGGACGAAUACUUGGUGUCGAUGGCUCUGGAUGCACAAUCUGAUGCUCGGUCGUUGAUGCCCGAUGAGGCAAAACUACCUGUACAUAUUAACGGCGAAAAAUCCGACGAGGCCAAUGCAGACAAGCAGCGCCAACAGGAGGAACAGUGCAAGCAGCAAGUUUUCAGAUAUUCUACCGAUCAACUGAAGUGA
This is a messenger RNA of Angiostrongylus costaricensis, 1266 nucleotides long. Lineage: Eukaryota; Metazoa; Nematoda; Chromadorea; Rhabditida; Metastrongylidae. The record is from the annotation of a GenBank genome assembly.